GCAAAUUUGUAGUAUCAUUUCCCUAAACAACUCAGAACCAAAUUGCACUUCAGUUCCUCAGUUCUACUUUUUUGUAGAGGCAGACACACAGCUCUGGACUCUUUUUUUGUUAUUGUUUUUUGGGGGGUUUUCUUUGGCACUGCUGACAGAGUUGAGAUAACUUUUUACUGUACCAUGUAUAACUGUGAAAUACCAUUAACAAGCGAAAGAUGUAAUAAACUAGACAUCUCUUCCUUUUAGAGAAAGAAGAUGGAAACAUCUUUGGUUUUCUUUUCUCAAUUAAAUAUGUGUGAACCAAAGGAAAAAGCUUUUUUCAAGUUAAUACAUGGUUUAGGAAAAGAAGAAACCAGCAAAGAAGCCAAAAUCAGAGCUAAGGAAAAAAGAAAUAGGCUAAGUCUUCUUGUGCAGAAACUCGAGUUUCAUGAAGAACCCCCCUCCAGCAGAUCUGGGAACUUGGCCAAAGAAACAAGAGUCUCCCCUGAAGAAGCAGUGAUAUGGGGUGAAUCAUUUGACAAACUGCUUUCCCAUAAAGAUGGACUAGAGACUUUUACCAGAUUUCUUAAAACUGAAUUCAGUGAGGAAAACAUUGAAUUUUGGAUAGCCUGUGAAGAUUUCAAAAAAAGCGAAGACCCUCAACAAAUUAUCCUUAAAGCAAAAGCAAUAUAUGAAAAAUUUAUACAGAAUGAUGCUCCACAAGAGGUUAACCUUGAUUUUCACACCAAAGAAGUUAUUACUAAGAGCAUCACCCAACCCACCCUACACAGCUUUGAUGCUGCACAAAGCAGAGUGUAUCAGCUUAUGGAACAAGACAGUUACACACGUUUUCUGAAAUCUGACAUCUAUUUAGACUUGAUAGAAGGAAGACCUCAGAGACCAACAAAUCUUAGAAGACGAUCACGCUCAUUCACCUGUGCUGAGUUCCAGGAUGUAAAGUCAGAUGUUGCCAUUUGGUUAUAAAGAAAAUUAAUUUUGUUUAUUUUGAUGGCAAAUUUGUAAUCUGCUUCUAAGAUAUAGAAUAUUUACUUUUUACAAGUGGGUACAUCUUUUAAAAUAAAAUACACCAUGUCAAUGGAUUUUUAAAAUGUAAAUCAAACCUUACAUUCUAACAACACAUACUGUAUCUGCCAAUUUAUUCUGUAAAACCUUCCAUUUGACUUCAUUCCAUUCAUAAUCACAAAAACAUUACUUAAUUAAAAAGAAGUAAAGAAGUAAUAAUAUUUUAUGAGACUGUAAAGUUGAAUUAAAGUUAAGCUUUUGCAAAAUUGUCAAUGGUUAGACCCAAUAUCUACUUUGGAUUAUUUUUCUAGAUUAAACAAUUUAUUGCUCAGAUAUCCAUAUAUUCAGAACACAGUUUCCAUACUGAUGAAGACUCUUUCUUUCUCUUUCAGUCAUAGAGAGUGUAGAAGUGAUCUGGUUCUACAAUAGGAGAAGACAAUCAUUUGCUCUUGUGUUACUAACACUGGUUCAUGAAUAAGCAUUGUGUCACCUCUAGUUAUAAACCAGAAAUGGGAACUUUGGGGAAGACACAUUCACAUCUAUAGAAUUUCCAAGUUCAACAUAACCCAUAUUGAUAACUGAGAAUAGGAUCCACAUGUGGGCUCAUUCCUAAAUGAACAUGGGCUUAUCCAAUAAGUGGAGCACAUUUCUGGUGGUCACAGAAACAUGACCAGGUCAUACAUAGCUCCAGGUUGAGACUAGGAGCAUCUUCUUACCUGCUAACAUAAGUAACCUGCUACUAAAAUAGUGGCAGUCAGUGGUUUGAAUGACGCCCAGAGGAAGUUUACCCCCAGCUGUAGUUAGGUUUCGUGCUUAGACUUUUAGGAUUGGGAUGAACGUUAGAAAUGAGAGGAGGUAAAAAAGCAAGGAGUCAAAGGCCCUGGAGACUCAUGCAUCUGCUACAUUGGCUCAUAGAAAGAAAGUGUUCCCCAUUGAUCAUGUUCUUAUUUCAAGUCUCAUUGAAUCAUUUAAUUCUAUCUUAUUCAAAAUAAGAUUAUGGUAAUAAAUAUAUGUCUCUACUUUAGGGAAACAUUUAAUUUUCAAUGUGUGCUGCAUGUAAAUGCCUAUAUAAUUAAAGAUGUCAUACAUUUGGCUUUGGCAAAUGUUAUAUUAGUUGAAAUGUAAAAUAUAAAAAUCAUGGAUUACCUAUAGUAAUAAAUAUUUUUAAUUUCU
Molecule: messenger RNA, 2169 nt
Organism: Acinonyx jubatus (cheetah)
Lineage: Eukaryota; Metazoa; Chordata; Mammalia; Carnivora; Felidae
Gene: RGS18
Product: regulator of G protein signaling 18
Exons: 5
Coding region: 250-957 (235 amino acids)
Source: RefSeq, a predicted model, not a curated record